Molecule: messenger RNA, 801 nt
Organism: Acaulospora colombiana
Lineage: Eukaryota; Fungi; Glomeromycota; Glomeromycetes; Diversisporales; Acaulosporaceae
Source: the annotation of a GenBank genome assembly
AUGUCGGACGAAUAUUUCGAUAGUAGUUCAGCCAAGUGGGGUAUCCUGGAUUUUUUGAACAGCUCUGACAUUGAAGCAUUCGAUGAAAAGAUGGAUUUUUACAUAAAGACUCUUGAAAGUAUCUCCGAUAAUGAAAAAGGCACUAGUCCCAUUGGGGCAACAGGUGGCUUACUGGGUUGCCUGAUGUUCAAGGGAAAUGACCGUAAACUUGCUAAAUAUUGGGAGCAAACACGUAGAUCAGGCGAAAAGUAUAGAAAACCAUUAAUUAACGUUAAUAACGUUAAUAAUUCCAUUUCUGUAAGUGGAGGUGGAACCAUAGGAUCCAUAAACAGUGGAGUUAACAAUAACAAAACCUUCCCACCUAGGAAAAGAUAUCAGGAAGAGUACGAUUCAAAUGAAGUAGCUUCCAAAAGAAAGCGUCAAAAUGCUGGAGACAGAAAUACUAUAAAUUCAACUGAAUCUGUGGAAAUCAUCGAUGACUCAGAAAGCGAGACCGAACCGAUUGAUAUAGAUCAAGAUGAAGAAGAAAUUGGGAGGCUCACACGAGAUGAGGUUGACAUUCGUAACAAAUUACUCAAAAUUCUUACUGCACAUCAAGAAAAAGAUAAAGAGAUUGGGAAAGAUUUUUUGAAAUCGAUAUAUCUCAAUAAUAUUAUAAAUUUAUCAGACAACGAAACACAUAAACAUGUUAAAGGGUCUUUGAACAAGAAUCAAAUUAUAUGGCUUGAAAAUGUUCUUCAGAAAAAAAGUUGGAAUCCAACUUCCGAAUUUACACAAUACAUCAAUCAAUUUACCGAGGAU